GCCCCCGGACGCGGUCAGCGCUGGCGCCGCAGGAAAGUUUGCGGCGGGGCCGGGCCGGGCCGGGCCGGGAUGGACGCGCUGCGCUCCGCGGGCCGGGCCCUGCUGAGGAGCCCCAGCGUGCACAAACCGUCCUGGGCCGGCGGGAGGCACAAGAAGCUGCCCGAGAACUGGACGGACACGCGGGAGACGCUGCUGGAGGGGAUGCUCUUCAGCCUCAAGUACAUGGGCAUGACCCUGGUGGAGCAGCCCAAGGGAGAGGAGCUCUCUGCAGCCGCUGUCAAAAGGAUCGUGGCCACCGCAAAAGCAAGUGGAAAGAAGCUGCAGAAGGUGACCCUGAAAGUGUCACCCCGAGGGAUUGUGCUCAGGGACAGCGGGACCAACGAGCUCAUCGAGAACAUCUCCAUUUACAGGAUCUCCUACUGCACGGCAGACAAGGCCCACGAUAAAGUGUUUGCCUACAUCGCCCAGAGCCAGCAGAGUGAGAGCCUGGAGUGCCACGCCUUCCUGUGCCCCAAGAGGAAAAUGGCCCAGGCUGUCACCCUGACCGUGGCCCAGGCCUUCAGGAUUGCCUUUGAGUUCUGGCAGGCAGCCAGGGAAGAGAAGGAGAAGAGGGAGCGCUCCAUCCUGGCAGCAGAAGGGACCAGCAGCCCUGGCUCAGGAGCUCCUGCCCCCCCUGGCACCGCAGCAGCCUUGGGGAACCUGCUGGAUUUGGAGGACCCUGGCAGAUCCCCCCUGGGCAGCAGCACCGAGUCCCCAGAGCUGGACAACAGCAGCUUUGGGCCCAGCCCCUCGGUCAACAACAACGUGGUGUGGGAGAUGGAUGAUGGUCUGGACGAGGCGUUCUCAAGACUGGCCCAGUCCAGGACGAACCCGCAGGAGCUGGACACGGGGCUGUCAGCCCAGGAGCUGCAGAGCGCGGGGGCUCUGUCCCCUGUGCACUGGAGCCAGCUGGAGCCCAGCCCGGCCCCGCAGGACGAUCUGUUCAUGUUCUGAGGGCACGGCGGCCGGCAGAGGAAGCCGCUCUGAGCCCCUGGAUGCUGCUGCAAGCAGGAACCUGCCCGGGGCUCCUCACAGCUCCGAGGGUGCCACGGCCCAGUCCAGACCAAAGCUUCAGACGCCUAACGCGGAUUUUUGUACCUUGCUUUUACCCAAACCACGGGAUGCUCUUGGACACGUAUUUAUUCACAGUUUACAAGUGUUCCUGGGAGGUGUGGAGAGCGUCUGCCCACCACAGGAGGAGCUGCAGCAGGGCCCGUUCCUCCCGCGGGCAGCACCAAAGCCCCCCUGGAGCAUCCCCCGGCGAAGGCUGGGAUGCAGAACAGCCCCGAGCGUUACUAAUCCAGCCAGCCUGCACCAACACACCACCUGCCCGGCCAGGGAGGGGAUUUGCAGCAGCUGCUGACAGUGUGAAAUGGAAGAGGGAGCGGAGCUGGUGCUUUUGUGCCGGUGCCUGUGGCGCUCUCACAGCUGUCAGUCACCCCGCGGGCCCCGGCUCCUGGGGGAGUUGGUGCUUUUUAACCCAAAGACUCUGCUCAAAGAAGUUUUGCACUUUAAAGCUCGAACUGAAAGCAGUGGUCCGGAUUGUCAAGGUAAGCAGUGCCUGGAAGCUCUCCUCAGAAGCUAUUCACCCAAAAAGAACCACCCUGGCCAUGCUGCAGCUCUGGCUCCGGGCUGACCCCUGGUGCCACUCGAGACCCCAAAGCUCCCUUGGCUUUAAAAGCAAAACCACCGGGGAGGAAGGAUUUGUUCUGCUAAAUUCUGCUGGAAAGGGCAGCCUGGGAGGACCAGCAGCAGCACAGAUCCACGCUCCCAGCUCGGCCCAGCAGCUUUGCCUGGCCAGGGCUGCUCCUGCCUCGAAGCCAUGUGGGUGGUUGUUGCCCCGUGGAUGGGAUGGGAGCAGGCAGGAGCAGUAGCUGGCAGGGGUGCCCUUCCCAGUGGUGCUCCCACCCUUCUCCUGACAGCCACAGCUCCCAGGGGGCUCAGGAAGCUCCAUCUACCCCUGGGAGUGGAAAUCAGCCAUGGAGGUACAACUUGGCUAACUAAAAGAUUAGGUUUAACGAUCCUAAGUAGUCUCACUGACACCUCGCAGUGUUUGUGGCCUUAUGUGAAGUGUACUAAUCUGUUUUAUAGAUUUGUAACUUGGGUUUGAAGCACUAAUUCAUUCCCCAGAUAGCUCUUUAGAACUCCCUUAAAACUGCUCACAGAAAGGAAAAAAACCCUCUCAGUCAGCUGUAAGAAUUCAUUAGGAAGCAGUGAGUGACUCCGACUUGGAUUUGAGAUAUUUUUUCCCCCCGAGUGUGAGUGUGAGAAGGUGCUGAGGACUCGUGGAGCUGACUCAUCAGCUCUCUGAUGGAACCUGUGCUCCGAGGGCUCUGCAGUGGUGCUCAGAGCAGUUUCCCAUCCUGGGAGGGCUGUGCCCGUGGCUCCCUGGCUCCUGUGUGCGGGGAGGGAGCAGCAGAGCUGCUGCUCAGGCUCAGGGCUCACAGGAGCUGCUGCACGAGCCCAGCAGUGGCCGGAGCCAGCCCUGGCCUCAGGGAGCUCUGCUCGCCCCAGGAACCUGGGACUGGCUGUGAGGAUUCCUCUGAGCAUUGCCCUCUCUCCUUUCCCAGAGCAGCAGAUCCUGAAAUUCACAAAUUCUCAACACUAUCUGUGUGUGUCUAGAGUGUUUUUGGGGUUGUUUUUUUUUUUUUAAGAAAACCUGAUGCUGUAAAGAUUAUUCUGCACUGAGGGGAAUAAAAACUGCCAUUUUUUGGAGCCUCUGGUGGCAUUUUUUGGUGCUGGGUGGUUUUA
Motacilla alba alba is the source of this 2790-nucleotide messenger RNA. It is a transcript of the gene LDLRAP1, whose product is annotated as low density lipoprotein receptor adaptor protein 1. The transcript has 9 exons. Bases 70 to 993 code for a protein of 307 amino acids. The record is from RefSeq and is a predicted model, not a curated record. NCBI's taxonomy places the organism in Eukaryota, Metazoa, Chordata, Aves, Passeriformes, Motacillidae.